Molecule: messenger RNA, 7048 nt
Organism: Ailuropoda melanoleuca (giant panda)
Lineage: Eukaryota; Metazoa; Chordata; Mammalia; Carnivora; Ursidae
Gene: FGGY
Product: FGGY carbohydrate kinase domain containing
Exons: 15
Coding region: 122-1951 (609 amino acids)
Biological process (GO): pentose metabolic process; carbohydrate phosphorylation
Cellular component (GO): cytoplasm
Molecular function (GO): D-ribulokinase activity
Source: RefSeq, a predicted model, not a curated record
GAGUCUCCUGUUAAUCAGGCCCUCAGCCUGGCUCUUGACCUGAUGAUCACUGUCCUGGCUCUUAAAGGGAUCAGCUGAGGAGGACCUUCAUGUGGGAGGCCCAGAGGACUGUUGAUUAAGGAUGAUGGGGGAACAGACCAGAGAGGGUGCAGGGAUCACAAUGCCUGGCGGAGAUCAGGAACCAGGGAGCUACUACGUGGGUGUGGACGUUGGAACAGGGAGUGUGCGUGCGGCUCUGGUGGACCAGAGGGGCAUCAUUUUGGCUUUUGCAGACCAGCCGAUUAACCGAUGGGAGCCUCAGUUCAACCACCAUGAGCAGUCCUCCGAGGACAUCUGGGCCGCAUGCUGUGUUGUCACAAAGCAAGUUGUACAAGGGAUUGAUGUAAACCAAAUCCGAGGGCUUGGGUUUGAUGCCACGUGUUCUCUGGUGGUUUUGGAUAAGCAGUUUCGUCCUUUACCAGUAAACCAUGAAGGGCAGUCCCACCGGAACAUCAUCAUGUGGCUGGACCACCGGGCAGUCAGUCAGGUCCACAGGAUCAACGAAACCAAGCACCAUGUCCUGCAGUGUGUCGGCGGCGUAAUGUCCGUGGAGAUGCAGGCCCCGAAGCUUCUGUGGCUAAAAGAGAACUUGAGAGAGACUUGCUGGGAUAAGGCGGGACAUUUCUUUGAUCUCCCAGACUUCUUAUCAUGGAAGGCAACAGGUGUCACAGCACGUUCUCUCUGCUCCCUGGUGUGCAAAUGGACGUACUCUGCAGAGAAAGGCUGGGAUGACAGUUUCUGGAAGAUGGUUGGCUUGGAAGAUUUUGUUGCAGAUAAUUACAGCAAAAUAGGAAACCAAGUGCUGCCUCCUGGAGCUUCUCUUGGAAAUGGGCUCACACCAGAGGCAGCAAAGGACCUUGGCCUUCCUGCUGGAAUUGCGGUGGCAGCUUCACUUAUUGAUGCCCACGCGGGAGGCCUAGGAGUGAUUGGAGCAGAUGUGAGAGGGUACGGCCUCGCCUGUGAGGGACAGCCAGUGACGUCACGGCUGGCUGUCAUCUGUGGAACGUCUUCUUGUCACAUGGGGAUCAGCAAAGACCCAAUUUUUGUACCAGGUGUCUGGGGCCCUUAUUUCUCAGCCAUGGUCCCUGGGUUCUGGCUGAAUGAAGGUGGUCAGAGCGUUACUGGAAAAUUGAUAGACCACAUGGUGCAGGGCCAUGCUGCCUUCCCUGAACUACAAGCCAAGGCCACAGCCAGAUGCCAGAGUGUAUAUGCAUAUUUGAACAGUCACCUGGAUCUGAUUAAGAAGGCUCGGCCUGUGGGUUUUCUCACUGUUGAUUUACAUGUUUGGCCAGAUUUCCAUGGCAACCGGUCUCCCUUAGCAGAUCUGACACUGAAGGGCAUGGUCACCGGGUUGAAACUGUCUCAGGACCUCGAUGAUCUUGCCAUUCUCUACCUGGCCACAGUUCAAGCCAUUGCUUUUGGCACCCGCCUCAUUGUAGAGGCCAUGGAGGCAGCGGGCCACUCUCUCAGCACGCUUUUCCUGUGCGGAGGCCUGAGCAAGAAUCACCUUUUUGUGCAGAUGCAUGCGGACAUCACAGGCAUGCCUGUGGUCCUGUCGCAAGAGGUGGAGUCUGUUCUUGUGGGCGCUGCCAUUCUGGGUGCCUGUGCCUCGGGGGAUUUCGCUUCUGUGCAGCUUUCCUUGUCACGUUCCAGACAGACUCCUGUGUCUUGCAGACCAAUACGUGUGAGUGGCCUGUUGAGAGCCGUGAUUACUCACCCUUUCUGUGAUGUGCGCCCACAAGAGAAACCGUCCACGCUGACCACAGUGGUCUGCCCUCGAGGUCAGGCCUUGCAAACAUCCUCAUCGCUUCGCCGAAGACUCUCCUUCUGUUCUUUUUUUAAAAAGUUUACUUCCUUCAGAGCCAGUUAUAUUCAUCACCUAUUCUGUGCUUCAAAGCCUGUGAUGUCAUAGAAGACACAUUAGGUCUCCAUUCUGUUUUAUUCUGUGGGAGUCCGUGUUCUGUAAGUUUGUGAUCCAUUUGGCUUUCUGUCACCAGCUUCUUGCCCGUUUUACAUUAUGCAAAGUAAAGCUGAUGAUCGAGAUUUUAGUUGCCGGGGGUUUGGAGAGACUGACAGAUCAUGGAUGUUCAGAAAUUGGAAACCGUCCCUUUUCUUGGCACAGUCAAUCUUGAUUUGCUUUUUUUUUUUUUCUUUUCCCUUUCCCUGGGCUCCAAGUCAUUAGUCAUGUUCAUUGGGAAAAACUAAGAAAAUUCAGUGAAGCUGAAAGAAAAAUACAGAAACACUGAUCUUACUAUCCUAAAAUCGCCAGUGUGGAAGAUUCUGGUUUCUGUACUUUCAGUAUUUUUAUACAUACUUGAAACUUUACACUUUUUUAAAUUCCAAAAAUAUGUUCUAUACAAUGCAUCGUGUUCUGUAGUUUUUCCCCCCGCCCAAAAAUAUGUAGUAAACAUUUUAAUUUGUCAUUUUUAUGGGUCGCAUAAUUUUAUAUCCCAUGGAAUAAAUCGGUGCUUAUUUCACCAAUCCCCUUGUUUUGAAUAUUUACGUUGUCUCUAUUGUUUCAAAGAAUGCUGCAGCUGACAUCUCUGUAGCUGAAGUUUUGCAGAUACCCUAAAUUGUUUCCAUAAAAUAAAUUAGGGAGACAUAAUUGGCCAAAAAGUUUCCCAACUUUUAGAAUUCGGAUAUAUAACCCCUUAUCCUCCCACCAGCAGUGGAUGAAAAUCCAGGACUCCCCUUUCUCAUGUACGAGGAGUCUGUUGCUGUGAGUUUUAGUUCCAUUUAGCAUUCAUCCUCAGGCCCUUUAGAAUCCUGUUCAUUUCACAUAUGGUCCUGAUAUUAUCAACUUUCUUUAGUAGCCUUUUGCCCUUUGCUGCUUAAGCAUGUGUUUCUGGAGAUAUGAGAUUCUGGUUUCUAAUUAAAUAGAUUCAGAUUUCUGAUUGAAUUUUCUGAGUGUCCUGUCCCAUAUGUCAAUGCCUCAUAGAAAGUCAACAGAAAAUCCUGGAAUGAGAAUUAGUCGUUUAAAGAAGGAUUAAAUUAAGAAUGUGAUGCUGGCCCUAACAUUCAUUAUACUUACUGCCACACCUGGUUAACAGUACAUUCUUAUCUCUUCAAGAAUCGCUCCCUCUCCAAAAAAAAAAAAAAAAAAAGGAAAAAGGCAACACACUCAGGUUCUGAUUAAUUGUAAAUCUCCUGUUCCAAUCUACUUUGCAGAAUGGAAUCAUGGAUAUAAAAGUCAAAACAUUAACUCAAAAUUAGAAUUUUAUUUUUAGGCAAUUAUUUCUAUAGAUGAUAUAUAACAUUUGACGCUCCUGCCCCUUACAGGGUGAUCUAGGAAUAGGGCCUGUCACUUCCCAUCCCUUAUCAUUCGUAGAAUCUUUGUGGCAACAAGUGGGUGUGUAACAGUCCCUAGUGUGCAGAUGAGACUCUGAAACAUCAAGCCUUACUCGAUACAAAGUCCAUGUUCUCUUUAUUCCAUCAAACCAUAUCCCAGUAAAUAUACACACUUUGCCCAGGACAGGCAUAGGUUCCAGCAUGGCAGUGCAGCUGCCCUUCGCAGGGUUGUGUAUCGUGUAUAGAAAUUCUCAGCAGCACGUAUUUGUCAUCACUGGGUAUCAAAUACAGAAAUAAAAACAAGAAGGAUGCCCUCUUUGGUUUGGAAAUUUUCUAGCUCCUUUUCCUGGAGAAGACUUUAUACCAUGCCUACAAGUUUUGUUUUGUUUUGUUUUGUUUUAUUUCCUUUUAAUCAUAAUCCACCCAUUUACUUUUUAUAGAGGUAAAUACAUAAAAGCACUUUAACUAAUUCAGAGCUUUAAGACAUACUUUUUAUACUAUUGUUAUCAACACAAAGAUUUACGCUAACGAACAUUUUUUUUUCCCAACAUGUCCCUCCCCUUUUUUUAGUUAGGAACUUAAGAAUUGGACUUUUCAUAAAAGCAAACAAUGGCCAAACCUCAACUGAGCCCUUUAGAAAUUUAGAAGGGUUACAGAACUGUAUUUCUAAAAUAGAAUUUACCAAACUCUUCAACGUUGUUUUGUUCAAGGCAACAUUUCGUACUGGUGCAAAUCUGAAAAGAUACAUAAGAUCUUUCUGUGGAAACAAUUGCUUGCAAGUAAUUGACUUCCCAUUGUAAUGGUCAUUCAUAAUAAAAUUCCCUUUUGGAAUAAACUGGAAAUGAAUAGGUUGAAUAUAAUUUUUUUUCCUAUACACUAUGAUAACUCAUGAAGAGCAGAUCCAUGCUGUGUAAGUUUAAUGUUCAGAACGAUAAAUCGGGCUAUGGGCCCAAAUAGGAGACCAGAAAAGACAAGACGUUUAGUUAAGUCAGGAAUUUUCCGUAAUUGGGAAAAAGGCCCUAAAAGAUGACAACACACAGAUACUCACAUACAUACACAUGUAUGUACAUAUCUACAUACCACAUACUGUUGGACAAAGUUUGAUUCCGAGUCGUGGGAUGUACAGAGGUCAUACUGAAGUCAAUGAAAGAGUUUUGGUUGCAGCAUUGAGGCAAGUGAUCAAGAAAUAUUCGAAAAGAUAAAAAAGCUGUUUGCAGUUGUUUGUUGGCGGUAUCUGGGACUUUGUGGUGAGCGGUAAGAAAGGACCUUGUGUUCAGAAGGUUGAGUGGCAUAUCUUUCAUAAUAUGCAUAUCUGAGAAAUUCGAACAUUUAGAAAUUUGAUACCACGUUAAAAGUUGUAUAUGAGGACAUUUCCUAUACUGUUAUAAUAAUUUUUCAAAUGAGGCAGCAGGUUAAGAGAGGUGAAAUGACUUACCAAAGCCAAUGGCUAGAAAGGAAUGCAGCCAGAAUCCAAGGCUUAGCCUAGCAUUUCAAAGCUAAGUGUUAUUCACUUUUGUCACAGAGGGAAAUGGAUUCUUUUGGAGAUGAGUGCAGUUACUAUUUAAAACAAAACGAACAACAACAACAAAAAAAACCUAGUACCGGUUUAAAAAACUAGUUGUUUAAAAAAUAGAUGAUUAGAAUUUGGAGGUACCUUAAAAUGUCACUGUGUUACUCCACUCCUCCACAGAGGGUCCUCUGAAAUUAGGGUAACGUUAGAGAAUUUCAUGGAGGGACUAUUUACAAAUCUGUAGACCAGGGCAUGGAGAAGUCACGAGGGAGGAUGUGGUACCCUGGGGUUUGUAACAGUUGGACCUUAAGCGGUGAAGAGCACAGUUACUGCAACCCCAGAACAGAGGCUUGUGUCAAGACUACUGAGUCAGCCUGCUUGCCAGUGACUCUGCAAGGAAAGAGCUGAGUUGUUGACCUCACUUUCCUCCCACUCUCUGAUUUACUGCUGGAUUCCCCAUUGGCUGGACUCGAAGUCAGAGGGAACACGUUGACAGAGUUGGUACAAGUGAGCCUGGCAAGGCCCAGAGAAGGGUGGGGAGGGAGUCUUCGGGAGCACGUGCAAAUGACCAACACAGUCAUCUGGGUUGGGCUGUUAGGUUGGUCUGUGGACCAGAGGCUAAUCUGUGAAUGGUUUGUACUGCUUAGUGAUGAGAUAAGGGACUUGCAUCAGAAUGUAAAUCAGUUAUGACAUUUUAUUCAUACUAAGAUGUUCUCAGUGAAAGAGUCAGUGUGUCUGUUCACAUUCUGGGGCAAGUUCCUUCUGGCAUUAUGGCUGGACUGUUCAAAUGACAUGAUGGAGACCCCACCGCAGACAAGGACAGACAUCCUGGGGUCCUCAGAAGGUGCUCCUUUAUUCCUGCUUUCAUUUUCCUGCCUUAGCUCUGCCAAGAAACAACCAAUAACGUCCUGCAUGGCCUCUGAGCAGGGCGCUGUGCCAGGGCACUUCAGAUGGUAUUGAAUUCUUGCAAGUUAGGUUCUUCACUUCACCUUUACAGAUAGAAAACCAAGUCUCAGGAGGUUUAAGUCAUGUGCUUGUGGUCUGACCCCUAGCAAGUGGCAGAGCUGGCAAUCAAGUUCAGAGCUGAUGCCAAUCUCUUUACUCUUCAUAUGUCAACACUGGCCCGGGACUGUUCUUAAAAUUACCUGACGCUCACACCCAGGAAAUAAUGCAGGAUUAUAGGGGGAUUGUCUUGUUUGGACACCUGGGGCUAUGUUCUCUGUUGUCAGUAACAACCAAGUCAUGCUUUUGGGACUAGAUGCACCCAAUUCCCAGAGAAUCAGAUAGCAUCAUUUAUAGGUCCCAUGUUUCUACACUUCACAAGGCCUUUCCCAACAGAACCAGCCAGAUGAGAAGGUGAAGUCGUUGUGUUUCUAAGUGGCUGUUGUCUGUUUCCAUCUCUUUUUAAACCUGGGAGGUCGAGAAGAUGAUGGGUGAAAGAAUCCAUGAGAGGGAUACAUUUCCUUAGAAAUGUUAUUAAUUGGCUGGGCAAAACAAGAGAAGGAAAUAAAAUAGCUCUCCUUACUAAGUAAAGGCAUCUCCUUCCCUUAUCUCAUUAAAAAUUAAAAGCACUCUUGGUUUAAGUAGGGCAAAUUAGUAAUUAAGUGCUAUAUAAUCAACUUGUGUAAACAUAAUAUUGAAGGGGAGGCCAAAUUAAUCACUCCACUGACUUCUUUUUGCCCCCAUUAAUGUACCUUUUACUCCGAUCCUUCCUGUGAUGUCAGGAUGCAUUUUCUGCUCUCCUCUACUGCUGGAGUUUGGGUGGGCUCUGCUUGCUCAGCUGACAGAUGCCAACGAAUUAGAUGGGAGAAAAGGCAUACAUGUGGGCCUUGAAUCAAGUAGGCAAUGAGGCUCCCUAAUUCUUUUUAAAAAAGGAUUUUAUUUAUUUAUUUAUUUGAGAUAGAGAGUGAGAGAGAGAGAGAGAGAAUAAGCCAGGGGCAGAGGAAGAGGGCAAAGCAGACUCCCCACUGAGCAAGGAGCCCAACAUAGGGCUCGAUCCCAGGACCCCGGGAUCAUGACCUGAGCUGAAGGCAGACUCCCAACUGACUGAGCCACCCAGGUGCCCCAUCCCUAUUUAAUUCUUUAAGCCAGGGUUCAGCGGCAGGAGUCUGCCAUGUGACAAGGACAGUCCUAGAUGGGAUUCAGAGUUUAGAUGGUGGAGGAGUAGGGGACCCCUUUUUCAUCUGGUCCCCUGAGUCGAGCUGGAUAGGU